AUAGAGUUAAACCAUUAGGACUAGCAUGAGGAAACUGAUUAAAAGCUUCCAAAUGCUCUUUGCCUGCAUUUUUAUGUUAUUUAUCUAUGGAAACUUUGCUGCAACAGACAGUAUCAGUCCGGAUCAAUCCAUCAGAGACAGAGAUGGUGACACUCUAGUUUCAGCUGUUGGAGCUUUUGAAGUAGGAUUUUUCAGUCCAGGCAAUUCAAAAGGCCGAUACUUGGGAAUAUGGUACAAAAAUGUUUCUCCUAGGACGGUUGUGUGGGUAGCCAACAGGGAAGCUCCACUAAACAAUCAUUUUGGAGUUUUAAAUGUCACUCAUGAAGGUACUCUUGUCUUGCUUGAUGAAAGAAAUAGCAGAGUUUGGUCAUCCAAUAAAUCAAGAACUGCUCAAAAUCCAGUUUUGCAGCUCUUGGAUUCUGGAAAUCUUGUUGUGAAAGAUGGAAAUGAAACCGACUCAGAGAAGGCUUUGUGGCAGAGUUUUGAUUAUCCUUGUGACACCUUGCUACCUGGCAUGAAGCUUGGGAAGAAUUUUGUUACCGGUCAGGUUAGAUCUCUAUCAACUUGGAAGAGCCCAAAUAAUCCUUCUCCAGGUCAGUUUUCAGCAUCCAUAGAUCCUCAAGGGUUUCCUCAGCUAGUUGUUAGGGAGGGACAUAAAAUGCAUUUUAGAGUAGGGUCAUGGAAUGGACUUCGUUUUACAGGGUCUCCUGAGCUGAAAGAACUUCGCCUCUUUAAGUAUGAAUUUCAGUUAACAAAGAAUGAGGUAUCUUACGAAUGGGAGCUUCAAAAUCCUCAAAGUUCUCUGCUAUCAAGGUUGGUGGUGAACCAAUCAGGCUUUCUUCAACGCUUUGCCCGAGCAACUCCACUAUUAGGUUGGACUCCGAUAUAUGCUGCACCACUUGAUCAAUGUGACUAUUAUGCAGUAUGCGGUGCAUAUGCCAGCUGCAGAACCUUUAACUCUCUUACAGUAUGUGCUUGCUUGGAUGGAUUUGAACCGAAGUCCCCUAAGGAAUGGAGGGCGUCAAACUGGUCUAGUGGGUGUGUUCGAAAGUCUAAUUUGGAUUGCAGAAAUGAUGACUUUCAAAGGUUUAGAGGGUUUAAAUUGCCAGACACAUCAAAUUCUCAGUUUAACACAAGCAUGAGCCUCACAGAAUGCAGAGAAAAUUGUUUUAGGAACUGCUCUUGCACAGCCUACGCAAAUUCAAAUAUCAGCAAUGGAGGAAGUGGAUGCCUGCUUUGGUUUGAUGAGCUUGUUGACAUGAGAGAAUACACUGAAGGCGGGCAAGACCUCUACAUACGAAAAGCUAAGCCAAAACCAGGUUAUGGUAAGAAGCAAGUAGCGAUUAUUGUCAGCUCUGUAAUGUUGACUGGAAUGGUUUUCAUUGGAUUAUUAUGCUACAUAAGGAUCAAGAAACUAAGGAAGCAAGGAGGAGGCGAAAAUGAGGAGAUGGAUUUACCAAUAUUCGAUUUAGCCACCAUAGUGAAAGCAACAGAUAACUUUUCAAGUGACAACAAGCUAGGACAAGGUGGCUUUGGACCUGUUUACAAGGGAACAUUGGCAGAGGGGCAAGAAAUAGCAGUUAAGAGGCUUUCAAAAAGCUCCGGGCAAGGAAUGGUAGAGUUCAAAAAUGAAGUUAUACUGAUUGCCAAACUUCAACACCGUAAUCUUGUUAAGCUUCUUGGUUGCUGCAUUCAAGGAGAUGAAAAGAUGUUGAUCUAUGAAUAUAUGACCAACAAGAGUUUGGACUAUUUUAUCUUUGAUCAAACGAAGAAGACAUUAAUAGAUUGGCAGAGGCGGAUGCAUAUCAUUGUUGGAAUUGCUCGAGGACUUCUUUAUCUUCAUCAAGAUUCUAGAUUGAGGAUUAUCCACAGGGACCUCAAAGUCGGUAAUGUCCUACUAGACAAAGAUAUGAACCCAAAAAUCUCAGACUUUGGGUUGGCUAGAAUGUUUCAGGGAGAUCAAAUUGAAGCAAACACAAAUAGAGUUGUUGGAACUUAUGGUUAUAUGUCUCCUGAGUAUGCAGUAGAUGGACACUUCUCAAUAAAAUCUGAUGUUUUUAGCUUUGGCGUGAUAGUGCUCGAGAUCAUAAGUGGAAAGAAGAAUAGAGGAUUUUGCCACCCGGAUCACAACCAUAAUCUUCUUGGACAUACAUGGAGAUUAUGGAUGGAAGAAAGAGCACUGGAAGUAAUGGACACCAUGUUAGGUGACUCUUACACUGUUUCUGAGGUUCUACGCUGCAUUCAUGUGGCUCUGCUAUGUGUCCAAAAACGACCAGAGGACAGGCCAGAUAUGUCAUCUGUGGUUCUAAUGUUGGCCAGUGAGAAUUCAUUGCCUCAACCAAAACUUCCCGGUUUUUACACCGAAAGGAAUCUACCAGAAGAAGAGGCUUCAUCAAGCCAGCAUGAACGUGUUUCAAAUGGAGUAACAAUUUCAACGUUGCAAGGACGGUAAAGCAUCAUCAAUUGAAACAAAAAUGUUAAAAAUAAAAGGGAAAGGCUGGUAUAUGUAAUGUCAUAGUCAACAUCCUGGAUAUCAUUUUCUUGGCAGUAAUGAGCUAAGAAAAUUGUGUACCAUGC
Molecule: messenger RNA, 2577 nt
Organism: Rubroshorea leprosula
Lineage: Eukaryota; Viridiplantae; Streptophyta; Magnoliopsida; Malvales; Dipterocarpaceae
Source: the annotation of a GenBank genome assembly